AGCCGUAUUCCUGUGUUGAGUGCGGGAAAUGUUUCACAAAGAAAUCAGAACUUGUUAUACAUCAAAGAUCUCACACAGGGGGAAAAGCCGUAUUCCUCUGUUGAGUGCGGGAAAUGUUUUCCCAAAGAAAUCAGAACUUGUUAUCCAUCAAAGAUCUCACACGGGGGGAAAAGCCGUAUUCCUGUUCUGAGUGCGGGAAAUGUUUCACAAAGAAAUCAGAACUUGUUAUCCAUCAAAGAUCUCACACAGGGGGGGAAGCCGUAUUCCUGUGUUGAGUGCGGGAAAUGUUUCACAAAGAAAUCAGAACUUGUUAUCCAUCAAAGAUCUCACACAGGGGGGAAAGCCGUAUUCCUGUGUUGAGUGCGGGAAAUGUUUCCCAAAGAAAUC
This is a messenger RNA of Staurois parvus, 387 nucleotides long. The record is from the annotation of a GenBank genome assembly. Lineage: Eukaryota; Metazoa; Chordata; Amphibia; Anura; Ranidae.